Knipowitschia caucasica is the source of this 258-nucleotide messenger RNA. The record is from the annotation of a GenBank genome assembly. NCBI's taxonomy places the organism in Eukaryota, Metazoa, Chordata, Actinopteri, Gobiiformes, Gobiidae.
AUGCAGAGCAGUUUGCACCAGCCUUCGUCUGCCGCAGCCCGUAGCUCGGAGCAGAUGGUCGGGGCCCCUGUGGUUUGGCCCCUGUCCUCGGUACAUGGAGCAGACAGCAGGACCGGAUCUCUGCUCAGCGGGGCCCUCGAGAUGAAAACGAUAGAGGAAAAGCCCUUUUUCAUCAAAAGGCGAGGAAUGCAUCGCAGAGAGAGGCAGACAGAGAUGGAGGAGACGGUGGAGACGGCCAGUCCAACAGGUCGACCAUAA